Molecule: messenger RNA, 935 nt
Organism: Phyllotreta striolata
Lineage: Eukaryota; Metazoa; Arthropoda; Insecta; Coleoptera; Chrysomelidae
Source: the annotation of a GenBank genome assembly
CUAACGAAGAAACCAUGAGCUGCUGUUUCCCCGGUUGUUAUCCCUACUCCUGUUGCUACUCCUGUUGUGCCCCGGCGUGCUGUUACCCAUGCUAUUACCCGUGCUGUUACCCAUGCUACCCCUGCUACAAGGACACGCUCGAAGACGAGGACUCUGAACCGAUUGAAGCAAUUUACCAAGCAGUAUCGAUAGAUGUCUCGGAUAUACUGCGAAAAUUCACCGGCCCCGACAAUAUUAUGAAGUAUUUGAUUGACAAUCGCCCAAAGGAGUUGCUGGUGUAUUAUUUCAAAUCCCCGAUGAGCUACCUACCAACUAAUCAAACCACCAACGGUUUACCGUUGAAUCCAUACACUGGGCAUCCCUUUACGCUCCAAGCCGGUACUUUCCAGUACGUUCCGCCGAAUAACGGGUACAAUAACGUACCGAAUGUCGUGUAUACUUCCCAACCGGCAACUUACACGGAGUCCUACGCGUUUUCUUCCUACCCCAGAUACGUCCCUUCUCCCGUUAUCACCGAAUUCCCGCAGUAUCCUCAGCCUAGCAGAGGCUACGAACUAACGAGGUUCGCUCCGGGCGUUCAACAAACUCCUGCUAGCUUGAACUACCAGAGGACGCAGGACGAAGUGGAUGGUGGUGGAGCUAGUGCGGAGAAUUUCAUCGCGAAUGCGGGCGAAGAUUAUCCGGCGCAAGAGGGGGAUUCUGGCGAUGAAGAUGUGAAACUCGCUAUUAGAAAUAACAGCAGGCUGCCGUUGAAGUUGAAGAGGAAGCCGAGGAGUUAUUCGUUCAAGAGGAAGAGCUGGAACCAAGAUGGGGUGGAGGUUUGUUCGGAUGAUGGAGCCAUGCAGAGCAUACAGGAAAUGGAUGAUGACGAAAGUGUAGAGCUGGUGUCUGAGAACGAAGUUUGCUUAAAUGUUACCAACUAUAGUCGGCAUUCU